CGCGCCCGGGAAGCCGCGCCCUCGCCGGGCCGGGGUGGGCGCUCCCCGCGGCAUCCGGCGGCGGGCGGAAGCGGCGGCGGGGCGGGGAGCCAUGGGGCGGUGAGAGACGGAGCGCCGGGAUCGCCGAGUCGCCGACAUGGAGACGGUGCAGCUGCGGAACCCGCGCCGGCAGCUGAAGAAGUUAGAUGAAGACAGUUUAACCAAACAACCUGAAGAAGUGUUUGAUGUACUGGAGAAGCUUGGAGAAGGCUCCUAUGGCAGUGUGUUCAAAGCCAUUCAUAAAGAAACGGGUCAAGUUGUUGCAAUUAAACAAGUUCCUGUGGAAUCUGACCUGCAGGAGAUUAUAAAGGAAAUAUCCAUAAUGCAGCAAUGUGACAGUCCUCAUGUGGUGAAAUAUUAUGGCAGCUAUUUUAAGAACACAGACCUGUGGAUAGUGAUGGAAUACUGCGGCGCUGGAUCCGUGUCUGACAUUAUUCGGUUACGAAACAAAACUCUCACAGAGGAGGAAAUUGCUACAAUAGUGCAGUCAACCCUGAAAGGACUGGAGUACCUGCAUUUUAUGAGGAAAAUACACAGGGACAUCAAAGCUGGAAAUAUAUUGCUAAAUACAGAGGGACAUGCUAAACUUGCAGACUUUGGAGUGGCAGGACAACUUACAGACACCAUGGCAAAGCGGAACACAGUCAUAGGGACCCCGUUUUGGAUGGCUCCAGAAGUGAUUCAGGAAAUUGGGUAUAAUUGUGUUGCAGACAUCUGGUCUCUGGGAAUCACUGCAAUAGAAAUGGCUGAAGGCAAGCCACCAUAUGCAGACAUUCAUCCCAUGAGGGCAAUUUUCAUGAUUCCCACCAACCCACCCCCAACGUUCCGGAAACCAGAGCUCUGGUCAGACAAUUUUACUGACUUUGUGAAACAGUGUCUUGUGAAGAGCCCGGAGCAACGUGCCACUGCAACACAACUUCUGCAGCAUCCAUUUGUUAAAAGUGCCAAAGGAGUCUCAAUCCUGCGAGACCUGAUUAACGAAGCGAUGGACAUCAAGCUGAAACGUCAGGAGGCUCAGCAGCGUGAACUGGAUCAAGAGGAUGAAGAAAAUUCAAACCUCCCUUGUAGAAACUUUCUUCUACACAAGAGCAACCGACAGAAGCCUGAGGAGGAAGAUGAAACCGAUUCAGGCACCAUGGUGAGGGCAAGUGGAGAUGAAACUGGAACCAUAAGAGCUGUGAACACCAUGAGUGACAGAGCCAACACCAUGAUAGAACACGAUGGCACCUUGGAGUCCCAGCUGGGUACAAUGGUCAUAAACACGGAAGAGGAAGAGGAGGAGGGCACCAUGAAAAGGAGGGAUGAAACCAUGCAGCCAGCCAAACCAUCAUUCCUUGAAUAUUUUGAGCAGAAGGAGAAGGAGAAUCAAAUCAAUAGCUUCGGGAAGAAUGUGUCUGGCCAGACAAAAAAUUCAUCUGAUUGGAAAGUACCACAGGAUGGAGACUACGAAUUUCUGAAGACGUGGAGCGUGGAUGAGCUCCAGAGGAGGCUCUCGGCCCUGGACCCCAUGAUGGAGCAGGAGAUUGAGGAGAUCCGGCAGAAGUACCAGUCCAAGCGGCAGCCGAUCCUCGACGCCAUCGAAGCCAAGAAGCGGCGGCAGCAGAACUUCUGAGCCACGGGUAGAAUGUUCUUCCAGCCCCAUACAAUCAACUCCUUGCUUUUAUGACUACUGAACAGAUUGUUUUCUAUCGAAAUACGCUAGCGAAAUAGAGGGCAAUACUUCUGCUCGUUUAUUUUUCCAUAGCACCUUUGUGAACUCAGGAAUGCCGUGACCUGGAGGAUCCUGGUGGUUGUGUUUUCAUGUUAGGCAGGUAUUUAACACAUUAUUGCAAAGGAGUUCUGUUACUGUUUUUAGGAGGAUUGUUUUUAAACCAGAGGAACAGAUAGGAAUAGGCUAAUGAAAGUUGGCUCACUCUCUUUUUCAGCUGAACUUUCAGGAGUCCAUUUUGGUUUCAGUGAAUUUGGAUUGUGGUAUUUAACGGCUGCAUCUUUUGUGGGUUUCUUGGUUUUGUUUUUCUUUGUGAAUGCACAGACUCAAUUUCAAGCUGUUAACUGUCUCUACUGUUAAGGUACUGAUAAGUUUUAGGUCACUGAAGAGAGCAGGUGAGAACUUGUACAAACUGUUCCAGCCUUUUGAAAGAAACUUAAAUCUCAGUUUUUGAAAAGCCUGUAAUAAGCCCCAUGCCUUACACUGUGUGCUUUAAGCAAGUGUGGUUUCUUCAAGACCUCAGUUUUGUCUUCUUUUUGUGUCCUUUUUGAAUUUAUAUGAGUACAUAAAGCACGUUGUGCCUCCAUAAGAAAUUACGUUCUGUCAUUUAAAAUCCACACCCAUUUAAACCAAAAGCCAGUCAGUGAUCUGAUUCCCCUUUGUCUGUCUGUCUGGAAAUGUCCUUCAGGGAGACCCUGCUGACAAUGAAGUGCUGAGGAAAGGAAACAGCACUUGAAUGGGUGGAAGGAAUACUCUCAGGAACUGGGUACUUCAGCUGUGUCUGAGAGGACUUAAAAAAAUCUCCACAGCUUGUGAAAUAUUUUAUAGGCUUCAUUUCAAAUUUACAUCCUUAGACACUUGAAUAAAAAUUUGGUUUCACAAUCCUUCACAUUUCUGCAAGGUUUAGCACAUCAGGAGAGUUGAACUGGAAGUAAAAACUGUUGAAUUAACAAAGAUGUGCAUUUAUGGUGGUGGAGCAAAAGUGGAGUUGAUCUGGAUGAGAAGACAACUACUGAUGUCUUGCUGGAAGAGGUUCAGUCUCUUCCAGUUUCUCUGGAUGCUCCUGUGUUGGUAGGUUGUAUUUUUUUUUCAUUUCCCUGCUGUUCCUGCCCAGUAAAGGUCAAUCAGUGGCGAUGCCCCAGCGUGUACAGUCGCUGUGGGGAUGGUGCAAUCAGCUCACACCAGAGAGGAGAGAGGAAAACAGAAGAAGCAAAGAACCUUUUUGCAGGGCAAAGACUGAGCAGUGCCUCUGCCCUGUGGGCUGUAACAGCAGAGCUGUGUAGUUUUAGAUGUUCCCAGCAUAUGAUGAAUUGUUUGGACAGAGCAAGUAUUUCUACCAAUUUAUUUUCAUUUUGCUCUGAUAGAGGGAACAGUUUCCCUGUUGAUCUUCUGAAACAGGCUUUGGUACAUCACCUAGAUAAUAAAACAGCAGUGUCUCCUGGAUCAAGUGCUGCCAGAGAGGUGAAGUGUUCAUUUCGUGCCUCUGUGGGCUCUUGUUUUCCCCUUAGAGCAGGCUCUUGGCUUUGCUAACAGGUCUGCUCCAUAGCUGUGAAAGGAACCAAGCCAUUCUUACCCUCUGCAGCUCUGGUUGCAUCAGUUUGUCUCUGUUUGAUGUGCAUUGGGGUCAUGGCAGUUUUGGAGAUCAGCAAGCUGUCCCUAAGGAAAAGGGAGAGGCAGUAAGCAGUGUAUGUAGGGGGGCUGAAGGAGGAGUACAUCCUGGGAUAACCAGCAAUUUGAUAGCCUCAGGUAUUGGGAAACAUCAGGGCUGCUCGUUGGAAUCUGUGCAAUACUCUUUGCCCUGGUCUUGUCUUUGUUAUGAGCAAUAUCCAUGAGCAUCCUUUGCAUCAAAGAAACUCCCCCAACUUAGGAGGGAGUUCUCUGCUCAGUGCUGAGUCUUGUAUUAGUCACUGGGAUGGAUCUGGCCCAGCACCUCUGGUGUGAUGGACACACAGACAUGUGACAUGGUAAACUGUGCACUGCCUGCGUGUGGCGUGGAUCAAACGGGCUCUGCCGGGAGGAGUUUUACUUCUGCACUGUGUAGGUAACUUUGUAGUGAUCAGAGGGCAUUAGAACCCCAAGUUUUAGGUGAAACACCACGGGGUGGUGUCUACUUACAGAAUAUGCAACCUGUGACUUCUGUAACCGAAUGUAAGCACUCUUGAAAUACUCUGCUUUGCUGACGCGAUUGUCUUAAAAUAUAGCAAAUGAACCAAAAUAAGUAGAACUGGUCCAAUGGCUUAACUGUCUUUGAACCUUUCUUAAAUGCUUGCAGUGGCUGAGACUUAAUGAUGUUUCUUGCACUUAGAGCUGUAAUGCAGAGGAAUUAUUUUCUCUUCACUGAUUUUCAAUCUGUUAGAGAAAAUAUUUCCCUUUUUUGGUCCCUUUGUAGAGGGUCUGGAAGGACAGGACCUGUUCACUCCUCAGAGUGAACUCUUAGCACUCCAGACUAAGACCAAGGCUGGUGACAUAAGGGAAGGCUGUUCUGACGAAGUUUUUAAGCAAAAAAACUUGUUUAAUUGUGAAGCUACAUUUGUGUGCUCCUUGAAUCCAUCUGCAUUGCUGAAAGGGUUCUGGACAAACUGUUCUCUUUGCUUCUAAAACCCAGAGAUACUGAUGAUGUCAGUCAUGUGAGACUUACAAAUGUGAAGUUUGUAGCUUUAACUUUUUUGUAACAAAGAAAUUAGCGACACUGGCAUAAACUGCUGACUUGAAAUGCUAUUUUGUAAGAUCUGGCUGUUUGUAUAUAAUAGUGUUCGGUCUUUAGUUUGUAUAUGUAUGAAAUAGUAACUUUUAUUGCAUUCCUCUCAGUUUGAUACAGGAGAUUUUAUUUGAUCUUUCUCAAAUAUCUUGCCUUAUUUGUUCAAAGGGGCAAAUAAACUGUCCCUACCUGAAAGCAUCAGGUAGAGUCGUGA
Molecule: messenger RNA, 4659 nt
Organism: Pipra filicauda (Wire-tailed manakin)
Lineage: Eukaryota; Metazoa; Chordata; Aves; Passeriformes; Pipridae
Gene: STK4
Product: serine/threonine kinase 4
Exons: 12
Coding region: 137-1651 (504 amino acids)
Biological process (GO): intracellular signal transduction; protein phosphorylation; protein tetramerization
Cellular component (GO): cytoplasm
Molecular function (GO): ATP binding; protein serine/threonine kinase activity
Source: RefSeq, a predicted model, not a curated record